This is a messenger RNA of Haliotis rufescens (red abalone), 4573 nucleotides long. RefSeq lists its product as uncharacterized. The record is from RefSeq and is a predicted model, not a curated record. The transcript has 28 exons. NCBI's taxonomy places the organism in Eukaryota, Metazoa, Mollusca, Gastropoda, Lepetellida, Haliotidae. Bases 131 to 3652 code for a protein of 1173 amino acids.
UGAAGUCGGGGGUGAAAGGUUAAGUCUUGUUUUGUUUGUUCCACCACGUGGUUUCGUUUACGUUUUGACAGCGUGAAAACUUGCACAGCUAAAGUAACCAUGCCAUGUUUUAAUUGCCUGGAUCACUAAAAUGAAAGAGAAGGUGAUGAAGGCAUCAACCCUGACUAAAAUUGCUGAGGACCCUGUUGAGAAUGAAGCCAGUAAGAAAUCUAUUAGAUGGGCGCCUCAGGUAGGGAAUAGAGGUGCAGAGAAACGGAAACGGGCACCUGGUAUCUUCCUAGACAAACGAAGGCCACCUUCACAAGGGGGUACUCUUAGUAAGGGAAAACAACUCUCGGCUUCUAAGAAGUCUACUAGCGAGAAUGCCAAAAAGAAAUUCAAAGUACAAAAAGAAUACAAAAACGUCCACAGCACUAAACCUCCAAGAAACACAGUUCAGAAGGAAGGAACAAGUAACACCGAAGCCAAAAGGAAUGUUGCAGAGAUGAAGUCACAGGACCAGAAGAUGACCAGUCAGUCACCAGUACAGAAGGAGGUAAAGGAAGACAGCUUUAGUCCUACUAGUAAUAGUGUUUUCAAGAGGACCUCUGUGUCACAAAACAAGUUGCUUGAUAAGGAUGGGAAGACUGCUGGGUUGACAAAAUGGAAGGACAUAAGCAAACUGCCAGAGAUUUCCCCUUUUCAGAAAAGGAGAUCACUUGGGGAUAUGCGCCCUCCUAGUCCAGAAGAAGAUGUGCUGGCGCUGCCAUUUGGAGGAGCCUUGAAGAUUUCAGACAGUAGUUUGUUAACUGUUAACAAAGCUACCAAUGUCAUCUACACAAUUAAUCAGGCAAGAAAGAAGCGCCUAAAGGAGUCCAUCAAUGCACAGAUAGCUGCUGUCCAUGAUAGAGUCAGACGGGCCCUGGAAUACGCUGACAUCUAUGAGGAGGACACAGACACCAAGGACCAAGAGCCGGAGGGCAUGUUCAACACACGCACCAAGAGGGAAACUAUGAAACAUCGCAGUGAGUUGAUCUACAAGCUGCGAGAACAUAUUGAGGAGUGUCACCAGCGCAUGGUGCUUAUCUCUGAUGUCAACAACUGGAUCCAGAUACAACAGAAGGAACUGGACAGUGAGCUGAUCAGUGAGGAGGAGAUGGAUGAGACCUCAGUGGAGUUGAACACCAUGCACAAGAAGAUUAUAUAUUCCCUGGAGUCUUUCACCAACUGCACCAACAGGAUCAUCUCCAUUGGACAGAAACUUAUCGACAUUGUAAGAAAGGUCCUCCAUGUACCAUCUAAAGGGAAAGUGGAGAAGAUCCAUGUGAUUGAUGAGAAGACUAUGCUGUCCAACAAGGUGAAGUGGGACCAGGCCGUGGCCAGCAUCAUGGCCCUCUUUGAUGAUGCUGCACGCUGGGUAAAGGGCGUCCCAUUCAAAGCUGCUCUUCGUAAUGGAAAGAAGCAGUACCAAGUCCUCAUCUCUGCUGUUGACAAGCGUCUGGCUGAGCUCAACCAGAUGUCACGACUCACGGAGGACCUACAGAAUGAACUUCUGAUGUCAAAGGAAAUGAUUGCUAAGUACUCAAAGGAUUCAGAUGACUACAGGCGCAUGGUGGACAGACUAUCCAGUGAGCUGCAGGAGGUCAAGGCACAGUUGACAAGCUCACUGGAGGCAAACAAGAACCUGACCAGUCAGCUGUCCGUGUUGGAGGGUCAAGUGAAGGAGAUGAAGGAGGAGCUGGCCAAGCCCACGCCUCUGCCGCCUGGCAUACCAACACCCCCUCUACCAUCACCCCCACAACCACCACAGCCUUCAGAUGGCUCCAUCGAGCUGAGAGAGAAGACGAGAAAACAGCUGCAGAGGUUGGAGCAGGAGUUACAGGAGUACAGGAUGCUGGUCAACAACCUGAGCAGUCGCAUUGAUGAACUGGAACAGCAGCUGUCUAAGGAACAGGAAUUUGUCAAGUUCCUGAAAGAGAGCAUGGAAAUCCACACUCAGCCUGCUGCCUUAGCACCAAGAGGCCCGGAGCCAGGGGUGGAGAUGCCCCCAGAGCGAGCCCCACCUCAAGACAUUACUGGAGACCCCUCCUCCAACUACUACAAGACACUGAUGUUAGGGAUGAAGAGAGACUUUACGUUGGAGGUGGACAAACUCAAGGAGCAUCUGAAGAAGGAGCAGAGCAGAAAUCAUGCCUCAGUGCGUCGUUUGGAGCAGAUCCACAAGGACCAGAUACAGACCAUUAUGAAGGACUGCAUGCGUGUCCUGCGUGGCAUCAUACAUUUCCGCGACCAGGUGGCCAAUACACUGAACAAGGAAGGAUUUGGGGACGCCGCACAACAACUUCAUCAGCUGCCCAAACUGAUUCAUGACAAUGUGAAUCAGGACCCUAAGGAAGUCCUCUUGUACUUGGCUGCCAACACUAUUGACUACCUGCACAGUAUAGAGGUUGUGCUGAACCACACCAUGUUGGCGAUCAAGGUGAAGCAGAAGGCAGGAACUGUUGGUAGCCAUCCACCCAUAGACCAAAAUCAAGUCUUCAGGCAAAUGGAGGUGCGUAUGGAAGAAAUCCGUAAAACCUCCAAGAUCCGUGAUGUGAUGAAGUCGCCAGUGAAGCAUGCAAAUGCUCGAGGUCGAAGGAAGGACAGGCAGCAAAUAAGGAGACUGCAGGGGAGGGUUUCUCAAUUUGAGAACAAGUACAUGUGCCUGCUGGAUCGCUACAAGCUAGUGUGGAAUAUGUACAACAAACAACAGAGAGACAUGGAUAAUAUCCAAGCUGACUUUGACCAGACUGUCAAGAAGAAGGUCAAGGAGAAGGAAAACUCAGUGGUUACAGCAAUCAAAACAGAAUUCAAAGAGAGACGAGCAGAUCAAGAGCAGCAGCUCCAGAUGAGCAUCUCAGACCAGAGGAGGAACCUGAAUCUCCUCCACACGGCCUUUGAGGAGAACAGGAUCUCACAUGAGCUACAUUCGAUGGCUUCAAGUUUGCUGCACCAGGCACUGGAAAUUCCCCGGAAGCGGUUCCGUUACCUCAUUGAGCGAUACAUUGCACACUGUGCUCUGAAGGAGGCUGAGAGUAACGUGACAACAGUUUUUGAGGAAGAGAAGCUUAGUGAUGACCAACGGUUAGAGAUCAAAGGACACAUGGAGGACAUGCAACAUCGGCUGCACACUGGGCUGUCCCUGCACCAUCCUCUGAUGCAGAAACUGGAGGCUGAGAGGAGGCUAAUCUUCAAGCAGAUUCUGCAAGUGUUCAACGAGGUCCUGAUAGAGACGGGGGUUCUUCUCAUCCAACCAAUUUUCAAGGACAACUCGCAAGAAGUCACCAAACGAUUACGUUCAGUAACUAAACGAAAACGCAUGAAGACGAUUAAAGCAGCACCACGCAGGAUGCAAGUGUUGGAUUUUUCUUCUGGUAUUGUGGGUAGCACCAUUCCCCUCACCUUCAAGGAUGACCAGCCCAUGUGGCAGACAGGACCUUCAGAACUAGUUCAACAGCCAGUCGUGACCACGCCCAAUUUCCUCAAUCUGGAAGUCAACCAACAUCGACUACUGGCCAAAAGAACUCUCCAGUGUACUGAGCGCCGUCACUACCCCAUCGCACAGAGUCGGAGCUUCACCAUCACCAACGAGAUCAAGGUGGACUACAUCACCACGGCAUUACUAUGCCCCUAGAAGAACUAGUGUGCAGGACCAGCAGCAGAUGUCCUUGUGUUCAAGCCGACCAACUUGAUGCAUCUAAACAUCUAUAUAGUAUUUUGUUAGAUUUACACAGGCACGUUUGUACGAUAUGUUUUUCUGGAUUUCUUGUAUGAAUUUUGGAAAGGACUUUGUGAUAUAUUGUUACACUUUUGUUUUGGUUAUAAACUAAAACCUUUGAUAUAUUUAUUUAUACAGUUGUUAUUCUCAUUUUUGAGACCAUGUAAAAUUGCAAUACCAUGCACUGUCUGUUCAGUGGUUUUAGUAGGCAACAUACAUCGAGACAUAGGUUAUUUGCAUUAAUGUAUUUUGGACUUUAGAUAUUAUGCAGAUUAUGCUAAUUGUAAACAGUGUUGAUCAAAUAUCACUGGUGGGUGGUGAAAUACACUUUCUAGAUCCAGCUGCUUCUAUUGAAUGAUCGAGUUCACUAAAUAUGCAUAAACUGGUUUACAUCAGACAAUCAACAUGUAAGACAGGGUUUGUUUGAUUGGACCUCAUCAUCCCACAUGAAGGGAGCAGGUAGUUUCUAAUCCUGUGUGGAGAUAGUGUGCUGACAUGUGUUAGGGAACAUGGGAUCCGACAACUGAACAUGAACUUAUAGAUAAGUCAAUGUCAAUAACUGCUGUGUCAUCCACCAUCUAUCUAGGAGACAUUCGCGCUCUUCACUUUCUUUGGGCCUCAGCCUCAGUUUUUCUACCUGUAUUUGUAUCAGGGUAGUAUUUAAUCUGGUGAGUGAUAUUUUCAGUAUUACCAACUUGGUUGUAAGGUUGUAAGCAUGUUGCUAGUCUUAAGGAUGUGACUAUUUUGACAAUGUUAACACAGUUAAAAUACUUAAUUCUUAGUAUGUUAAUAUAUUGUUUCUAUUUGUUACAUCUAAUAAAAAGUAGGGUUUUUUUA